AUGGCUAAGUAUACACUCGUUGUUGCCAUUUUGGCUUGUUUAAGUUUAACUACAUGCAUUGGAGUUAAAACCGAUUGGUGGGAAGGUGCUUCAAUCUAUCAAAUCUACCCAAGAUCCUGGAAGGAUAGUAAUGAAGAUGGAAUUGGAGACUUGAAAGGAAUCACUCAAAAAUUGGACCAUCUCAAGGAUAUUGGAAUGACUGCCACAUGGAUUUCUCCAUUCUUCAAGUCUCCAAUGGCUGACAAUGGCUAUGACAUUACCGAUUUCUAUGAUAUUGAUCCAAUUUUCGGAACAUGGCCGAUUUUGAUUACCGAAUGUGAAUGGUUUAAGAAAUCAGUCAAUCGUCAAGAUGGUUACGAUGAUUUCUACAUGUGGGCUGAUGGUAUUGUAGAUCCCAACAAUUCUAGCCGAAGACUAGUUCCCUCGACUUGGCAAAGUACCUUUGGAGGUUCUAUAAAUCCAAAAGUCCAUGAAGUAAUGGAGGAUGUUAUGAAAUUCUGGCUGGAUCGUGGUAUUGAUGGUUUUAGAAUUGAUGCCGUUCCGCAUAUUUAUGAGAAAGUCAACGAUGAUGGUACUUAUCCAGACUUUCCUAAUGAUCCUAAUGAUUCGUCAAAUAAAGCAAAUCAAGUCUACACUCAACAUCAAGUUGAAACUCAGGAAUUGUUAUAUAAAUGGAGACAGUUUAUGGAUGAUUAUCAGAAGAAAAAUGGUGGUGAAACUAGAGUAAUUUUGGCCGAAUCUUAUUCGCCAGUAGACAUUCUUGACGUAUAUGUUAGCAAUGGAACACACUCUGGUGUUCAAUUGCCAAUGAACUUUAAACUGAUGGAAUUGUCGACAGAUUCUACUGCUCGUGAUGUUGAAAGACUUACCACUGAAUGGAUGGACGUUAUGUGGACAAAACAUCAAACAGCCAAUUGGAAGAAAGAUCUAACAAAUAUUUUAGUCGCCUCACUACCCGGAGUAGCUAUUACAUACUACGGUGAAGAAAUCGGAAUGACAAGUUUGACAUGCAAACGCGUAAAUGAAGAAUGUUCAUGGACUGAGAUUCGUUCAUUUGGUAGAUCUCCAUUCCAAUGGAAUGAUCAAAUAUCUGCUGGAUUUUCCAAUACAACGGACACAUGGUUGCCAAUAGGGGACAAUUAUAAGGAAGUCAAUGUAAAAGUUGAGAAGGGAUAUGCCAGGAGUACUUUGAAUGUUUUCAAGAAAAUGCAAAAUCUUAGACGAUCACCAGCAUUUAAGGCUUUCAAGAACCGUGGUGGUUUCAGCUAUGGUGCUCUGAAUGAUCAAGUUUUUCAAAUUGUUCGAUCAUCACGAUUUCAACAAUAUCGUAUUUUGUUGAACAUGGGCAAUAAAACAGAGACUGUUACCGGAUUAAGUAAUUCUAAAGGUGAACUUUCAAUUAUGUAUACCUACGCUGUUGUGACAAGUAACUCUCCACACGAUAUUGGGGAUAAAGCUGAUUUAAGGAAAAUCGUGUUGGAACCCUAUGAAGCUGUUGUUUUAAAGAAAACUUUUAAGGGUAUGUUUCAGGGCCAAAAAAUGAUUAAGACUUUGCGCGAAGCUCUGUAG
This is a messenger RNA of Episyrphus balteatus (marmalade hoverfly), 1569 nucleotides long. Its product is annotated as maltase A2-like. The transcript has 8 exons. Lineage: Eukaryota; Metazoa; Arthropoda; Insecta; Diptera; Syrphidae. The coding region runs from base 1 to 1569 and encodes 522 amino acids. Gene Ontology annotation, biological process: carbohydrate metabolic process. The record is from RefSeq and is a predicted model, not a curated record.